This is a messenger RNA of Trichomonas vaginalis G3, 2595 nucleotides long. RefSeq names its product WD40 repeat-containing protein. The transcript has a single exon. The coding region runs from base 1 to 2595 and encodes 864 amino acids. The record is from RefSeq and is a predicted model, not a curated record. NCBI's taxonomy places the organism in Eukaryota, Parabasalia, Trichomonadida, Trichomonadidae.
AUGCAGAAACCAUUAAAUCCUCAAGCAAACUUAGAAUUUGCAUUUAAUAAUUUCAUUGACAACAUCGGCAAGCUCGUCUCACAUAAUUAUUGCGUUCAAAAUAGCAGAAACUCGUUAUUGACAUAUACAUCUGAAGCUCAACACUUAUUUCCUGGCUUAUUAUCAACAGUGAAUGGCGAUAAUAUAUCCGCUUUGCUUGUUUCUGGAACAGAAAAUUUUCCGACAAUACAAGGUCCUCUUCCGUUCUUAAAACUUUGGAAACCAUAUGCGAAAUUAUGCUGCGAUUUACAGUUUUCUAUUCCCGAUAUCAUAAAACAAAGUAUAACUCGAAAUUUUGAAAUAAUAAGUACUUCAUUAAGCCAUAUAAAUAAAAAUCAGAGCGCUCAAAGCGGAGGAAAGAAGAAUGUUCAGCCUCUUAUUCAGCAAAAAAUCAGUUUACUUUCAGAAUGUUAUCUUUUUUUACAAAAUCCAAGUGAUACGGAGCAACUACAAUCGAUAACAUCGAAAAUUAAAUCAUACUCGAAGAUUUUAAACGAUUGUUUCGUGAAAGAAUUCAAUGAUUGCGGAAUUUCUUCAAAAGAUCUUGUUAGAAUCAGACAAAAGGUAUAUACAGCGUGCAGUGAUACUAUAUCCAUCAUCAAUAGUAUAAUAUUUAUUAACAUUGACAUUAAAAAUAUGCUUAAUUCACUUGAUCGGUUCCAAGAAGCCUUAUUAGUUGCAUUAGACCACUCGGAUGCAUCACAAUCAGCCAUAUAUAGAAGACCAAUGCUUCCAGAACUACCAGAAGAGCAUAUUCCCGAACAAAUUAAUCUUGAAACAAAUGAAGAAGAAGAAACAGAAGAACUUGACUUUAAAUCAUUUAAUAAUGCAUAUGAACUUAUGGAUUAUGGUAUAGAUAACGCAAAAAAGCUGAAAAAAUCGGAAAUAAUUUCGGAAUUUUUAAAAUACUUGAAAGAAUUAGUUUCUCAAAUGGAUGAUGACAAUAAAAAUACUAUUAAGAGUCUGCAGAAGUCAUUAAAAGACUUUGAAUUGAAAAGCCAGACUGAAUUAUUAGUUUCUGAAAAUAAAAGGAAAGAAUUGAUGAAAAAGAUCGAAGAAAUGAACAAUUUGCAUUCAGAUGAUAUCAAGAAUCUCAGAAAUAUUAUCUCUUCUUGUUAUUCUUACUUCGAAAACCAAGAUAUUGAUGAAUCUGUUUUAAAUUCUGAGCUUCACAUGAUGAUAUCUAUGUCAAUUAGCAAGUUUAACAACUCUAUUGUGAACAAAGACCAAAGUAUAAUGAAAAUUUUUGAAGAUUUACUUGAAAUUCCUGAAAAUAUUGAUAUUUACUCUUAUAUGGUAAGUUUGAGACAAGAAAUAAAUAAAAAGAUUGAAAAUCUCAGUCAAUCCAAUGCUGAAAAGGAAGAAACAAAAAAUAAUCAAAAUGAAGAGUUAAAACAAAAGAUUUAUGACUUGCAGAACGAAUUUGAUGAAAGAAUUAAAUCAUUAACUUCAAAAAUCUCUAAUUUAUAUCAGAUUAUCUCUGAUAAAUUCAAAGAUUUCAUAAAUGUUCCGAAAACAGGUUCAUUUUUUGAGGAUUCUGUUGAAGCAUGCGAUCUAAUGGUCCAUACUCUGAAGAAAGAGAACGAAAGGAAUGCAAAAUGUGAGAAAAUUCUCGGAGAAGUUCGAGAUCGUUUAGCAAAAUACCUCAAAAUCGAAGUUCCGUCAGGUGAUUUCGAUAGUUCCUCGCUUAGAUUAAUAGAAAUCCUAGAAAAGAUGCAAAAUCCUUUGCAAUCUAAGCUAGAAAACUCAGAUGCUUUAGUAAAUGCGCUAACAAAGGCACUUUUGCAGAUAAAAGUCAAACUGAAACUUGGAGAUACAACAGCAGAGCAACAAUUGAAAGGUCAUGUCCUCGCUGCUUCUAUUUUAAAGGACGUUUCGACUUUUUCGGAUAAUGUCGACCUUUUGAAGAAGUCAUUUCUAGCCUACAGGGAUAUAAUUAUUAAAUAUAACGAUAAGGCUGCACAAUUUGUUGGUUUAUCCAUUGAUAAUGAACAUUAUCGAAAUAUGUCAGAACCGGAUUUUGUUUCUUUUUCGCAACGAUUGUGUAAUGGCAUGGUCCUUCAAGUAAAGCCAAAGGUUGAUAAGUCUAAACUUACAAAUGAAGGAAUUAAUAAGAUAUUUGAAGAAGUUUUCAAAAAUGUCGAAAUUUCCAACAAAACGCAGCCUAUGGUUUAUCUUCCAGAGCUAUCAACAUUAAUAAUGACCAUGAAUAACACGCUUUCUGCGUUAAAACCUUUUGCAGCAAUUUUGAAUGAAAUUUUUUCGCAAUUUGAUUGCAAACUUAGAGCAUUUUCGCCUGUAUCGGCCCAAUAUAAGAUGCUAAGGCAAAAUGUAAUGAAGAUUCACGCAGCUCUUUCAGCAAUUGUGCCAAGCAAAAUUAAUUCACUUGUAUUUUUAGUUUUAUCCCGUUUUGUUGCAUUGUUAUCAUCUCUAUUGUCUGCAUUGUCAACGCUCUCAUUCGGUGAGUCGGAUAUUGAUUCAAAAGAAGAAAUUUUCAAAAUUCAACAAGAAAAUAUUAAGUUGAACAAUCUACUUAAUGAGCAUAACAAUGUAUAA